Molecule: messenger RNA, 687 nt
Organism: Xenopus laevis (African clawed frog)
Lineage: Eukaryota; Metazoa; Chordata; Amphibia; Anura; Pipidae
Gene: psmg4.L
Product: proteasome (prosome, macropain) assembly chaperone 4 L homeolog
Exons: 4
Coding region: 1-402 (133 amino acids)
Biological process (GO): proteasome assembly
Source: RefSeq, a predicted model, not a curated record
AUGGCAGUGCCUGUGCAGCGCUACAACAGUGCUCGGAUUUUCACUGUAUAUGAUGGAGCCGCUGUCCAGUUCCAUUACUUAUCGGAGAAGAUUUGCGAACAGCUCGUGCAUUUCCAUGUAAUGGCCAUGGAGGACUGCUUCUUCCUGUGGGUCGGGCUCUCGCCUCUUUUAGCCAAUUUGUCCGUGGCUAUGUGCAGGAGAUUUAAAAAUAACAAUAUGUCUACAUUGGUUCUUGGGGAUACCUCUGAUAUCAUGUCAACUUCUUUUGCACAAAGAUUAGCAAAGAAGACAAAAAAACAAGUGUUUUCCAGCAUGAACAUCCCAAAUAAGGAAAGCCAGCUAAUGAUACUGGUUGAGAAACGCAUCCGGCAGGAGAUGGACGCCUUUCCUGAAAAGUUCUGAUGAUGUGAAUUGGAAGGCACCUAAGUGUAUUCCUUUUCUUUAUGAAGAACCUAAUACACAGAAAUAUGUGGACUGUUCCAAGUGAACUCCAUUAUGGGAGUCCUAUGUAUAGCUAAGAAGCCGUGCAGGGGAAGGUGCUCCCUCCAAAGGUGUAUGCACCAAAAGUGGCUCAUUGAUUGUUGAGUUGAGAAGAUCCAUUUAUUUUACAAAAAGUUAAACAGAAAAAUAACUACCUUUUCAAUAUUGUUUAUAGAGAAAAUUAUUUUAUUAAAAAUAUUAAACGUG